GCAUUAUUGAAUUUUCAAUCUACUUUCGCUUCUGGUUAAAAAAAAGCUGCACUUGCAAAGGCAAAGAGCUUCCAUGGCUUCUCACGGUGAGGGAUCGGAUGCUCCGGUGGAUCCCAUGGUUUCUCAAUUCGAAAAACAUCCAAUUUCAUCGAUCCUUAUCAUUAUCGCUAUGCAAACAGAAGCUUUGCCGGUGGUGAAUAAGUUCCAGCUCGUUGAAAACCCUCACUCUCCGUUUCCGGAAGGGGUCCCUUGGGUCCAUUAUCAUGGUACAUAUAAGGACAUUACAAUGAAUCUAGUUUGGCCCGGAAAAGAUUCGACCUUGGGGGUUGAUAGUGUCGGCACGGUUUCUGCCUCGCUUGUGACCUAUGCAUCAAUCCUGGCAUUGCGGCCGGACUUGAUCAUAAAUGCAGGCACUGCUGGUGGCUUUAAGGCAAGGGGAGCAGGGAUUGGUGAUGUUUUUCUCAUAUCUCAUGUUGCAUUUCAUGAUAGAAGAAUACCAAUCCCGGUUUUUGAUCAAUAUGGCGUUGGUUCACGGCAGACCUUCUCAACACCGAAUCUCUUGAAAGCACUUAAUUUGAAGGCUGGCAAGUUAUCUACGGGCGAUUCGUUGGAUAUGACCCCCAAGGACGAAGAGUCGAUUGCAGCAAACGAUGCUACCGUCAAAGAUAUGGAGGGAGCAGCCGUAGCUUAUGUUGCAGAUCUUUUGAAAGUUCCUGCAAUAUUUGUUAAAGCGGUGACGGAUAUAGUCGACGGUGAAAAACCAACUGCAGAGGAAUUCCUGCAGAAUCUGGCUGCAGUGACCGCUGCCCUCGAUGAAGCAGUCGCUCGAAUUAUCGAUUUCAUCGGCGGAAAGUGCCUGUCCGAACUUUAAUUUUCGUCACGUUAUCACUCUUUUUCAGUCUGAAACAUAUAUGUGACAAUAGACUUGUAUUCCUUACAUUUAUGAGAUGUAAAAGAAGGAUCAAGACAACAGCAAUUGAUAGUUUGAUCAGUCUUGUGCUUGAAUAAAAAUUUAUAUACAAAUCCACC
Hibiscus syriacus is the source of this 1029-nucleotide messenger RNA. Its product is annotated as 5'-methylthioadenosine/S-adenosylhomocysteine nucleosidase-like. Gene Ontology annotation, molecular function: methylthioadenosine nucleosidase activity. NCBI's taxonomy places the organism in Eukaryota, Viridiplantae, Streptophyta, Magnoliopsida, Malvales, Malvaceae. The record is from RefSeq and is a predicted model, not a curated record. The transcript is spliced from 8 exons. The coding region runs from base 74 to 871 and encodes 265 amino acids. Gene Ontology annotation, biological process: nucleoside metabolic process.